AUGAUAGACAACAGGAUCCUGGACCCUGGAAACCCUUUCAUCCCAGUAAAAGAAAAUGCCGACCUAACAGUCUCCUGCGUAGUGGACGACGGUAAUCCGAAACCGUCUCUAUCCUGGGAGCUGGCAUUGGGCUCGACAGCCCUGUUAGACGCCCCUGAGGUACCCUUGGAGGUCUUGAACCUUACUGAAACAGUUCGAGACCAAAAAGUCGGCGCAAGAAAUGACGCCAGAAUGGGGAGGGUUCUGAGAGCACAUCACAACGCAACCUUGACUUGUUUUGUGAAUCACGUAGCCCUCGAUCUGCCGCUCAAUGUUUCUGUGCUUCUUAAUGUUCAAUGUAAGUACUAA
Molecule: messenger RNA, 348 nt
Organism: Brassicogethes aeneus
Lineage: Eukaryota; Metazoa; Arthropoda; Insecta; Coleoptera; Nitidulidae
Source: the annotation of a GenBank genome assembly